Messenger RNA from Solanum pennellii, 525 nucleotides. RefSeq lists its product as uncharacterized. The transcript is spliced from 2 exons. The record is from RefSeq and is a predicted model, not a curated record. Bases 1 to 525 code for a protein of 174 amino acids. Lineage: Eukaryota; Viridiplantae; Streptophyta; Magnoliopsida; Solanales; Solanaceae.
AUGAGAUUUGGAAAGAAGGGCAAGUUGAGUCCAAGGUACAUUGGUCCUUUCGAGGUUGUGGAGCGUAUUGGUGAGGUGGCAUAUCAGUUGGCUUUGCCACCUGGGUUGUCAGGUGUCCAUCCUGUAUUUCAUAUUUCAAUGCUUAAGAAGUAUCAUCAGGGUGGUGAUCAUGUGAUUCAAUGGGAUUCACUGUUACUUGAUCAGAAUUUGACUUUUGAGGAAGAGCCGAUCACCAUUUUGGAUUGGCAAAUUCGGAAGCUAAGGUCCAAAGAGAUUGCUUCAGUAAAGGUUCGGUGGAAGCAUCGUCCAGUGGAGGAGGCUACAUGGGAGACAGAGGCAGACAUGAGGAGUAAAUAUCCUCAUCUUUUUGAGCGUCCAGGUGGGAAAUAUUUUGGUGGAGAAGGUUGUCAGGCAGGCCGUAUAGAGGUGAUGGUUUAUAUGGCGGUGGUGGUUGGAGGUAUGGUGGAGGUGGCGAUGGGUAUAGUGGUAGUGGUAGAGGAGGAAGUGGGUGUUUCAAGUGUUUAG